AAUCCUCCCUCCCGCUGCACUUGGAGCUUGAAAGUCCGUGUCCUUAACAACCGGGGAAAAGAAGAAGAGAAAAACAGAGCAGAGAAACAAUAGAAGAGAAUUUUUAGGAAAAAGAAAGAGAGAAAUCGAAGGAAAUAGCAAAGAAAUCUAGUGAAGUCAGCUAAGCUCGAGGGGAAGUUGGAGCUCUACUUGGUCUUUUUCUUUUAUUUGGGGGGAAUCAAAAUAUAUGGGUUCACAACAUGAAUUGCCAGCUGAUAGAAGUUAUAGCAAGCCUCUUGGAAUUCGAUUCUUUGAAUACAUUAAGAAAGCGAAGCUUUCCUAUGAAAGUCAUCAAGCCAUUGUCUUGAUCGUAACAUUUUUCGCAUACGCUAGCUAUCAUGCGACGAGGAAAACCACCAGCAUUGUCAAGAGUGCCCUUGAUCCCCAAUCAUCAGAUGUAGGCUUGAAGUUCCCAUGGAGGAUAACAUACCUUAGUGCUCCAGCUGAAAGCAAAGGACUUUCAUGGGUUCUAGGAGAUGGUUGGGCGCCCUUUAAUGGAUCUGAUGGGACGGCCUUGCUUGGUCAACUUGAUGUGGCCUUUCUUUCAGUAUAUGCUUUAGGAAUGUACUUCUCUGGACACAUGGGUGAUAGAAUGAACCUAAGGAUCUUUCUGACAGUGGGAAUGGUUGGAACUGGCUUGUUUACUUCACUAUUUGGUGCUGGGUAUUGGGCUAAAAUCCAUAGCUUUUAUUACUACCUGAUAGUGCAAAUGAUUGCUGGGUUAUUUCAAUCGACGGGAUGGCCUUCGGUUGUUGCAGUAGUUGGUAAAUGGUUUGGGAAGAAAAAGAGAGGGCUGAUUAUGGGUAUAUGGAAUGCUCACACAUCUGUUGGCAACAUUACUGGUUCUCUGAUUGCUUCAGCACUAUUGAGCUAUGGAUGGGGUUGGUCCUUUGUUGUACCAGGUCUGCUUAUUGCUUUCAUGGGCUUGGUGGUUUUCUUUUUUCUGCCUGUUAGUCCCGAAUCAGUCGGUGCUUAUAGAGAAGAAGAUGAAGUGGAUUCACUUAGGAAGAGCGAAGAGGAAGAGGGAGUUACGGAGCCUCUAUUGGGCUCAAAUACGGAGCUCAAGGAAAAAGCUGUAGGGUUCAUUGAGGCUUGGAAAAUUCCUGGGGUUGCUCCUUUUGCUUUCUGCCUCUUCUUUGCCAAAUUGGUCGCUUACACAUUUCUCUAUUGGCUUCCAUACUACAUUAGCCAUACAGCGAUUGAGGGUAAAUAUUUAUCCAAUGAGGCGGCUGGAAACUUGUCGACAUUUUUUGAUAUUGGAGGGGUGGUUGGAGGAAUCUUAGCUGGACACAUUUCUGAUCGUCUAGAUGCGAGAGCCAUAACUGCGGCAACUUUUAUGUAUUGUGCUAUCCCUGCUCUGUAUUUCUACCGUAGUUACGGACACGUUUCCGUGGUGAUGAAUGUAGCUCUCAUGUUCAUCUGCGGAAUGUUCGUAAAUGGCCCCUAUGCUCUUAUAACAACUGCUGUCUCGGCAGACCUGGGAACACACAGUUCAUUAAAAGGGAGCUCCAAGGCAUUGGCAACGGUAACAGCAAUUAUAGAUGGAACAGGCUCUGUUGGUGCUGCAAUCGGACCAUUAUUAACUGGUUACAUCUCUGCCGAGAGCUGGAGCGCGGUUUUCACAAUGCUCAUGGGAGCAGCACUAGUUGCAGGGCUACUGUUGACAAGGCUUGUAGUGGCCGAGGUGGCAGCUAGGAUUUCCGAAUCAAGGUCACAAGGAGGAUCACAAACAGGAUCUGAAGCUCCAGAACUGGAUGUAUGAUUGAUUUUGUAGGGGCAACAUAAGCUCCACCUGUAUAAAUAGUGUGUGAUUUUCAUAUUUUUCUUUGCUGUAGUUAUAAAAUGAAGAGAGGAAAAGCUUUCUUUAUGACUUGGCAAGGAGAAGAUUUUUUUAGCCUUCUCCAUGAUUCUAGUUAUGAUUACCAUGGAGUUUUUAUUUUUAUUUUUUAUUAUAGGAAUUAUUUGGAGGGAGAAGUUGGAGUAAAAGAAAAUAGAAGAGUAAUGAGAGAGGAUUUUCUCUGCCAAUCUGUAUGUACAUUCUGUAUGUUACACUAUAUUAAUUGAUGAAGGCAUCAUUCAAUGCUGUUGCUUAUUAAAAA
Gossypium raimondii (Peruvian cotton) is the source of this 2138-nucleotide messenger RNA. RefSeq names its product putative glycerol-3-phosphate transporter 1. Bases 227 to 1801 code for a protein of 524 amino acids. The record is from RefSeq and is a predicted model, not a curated record. Gene Ontology annotation, cellular component: membrane. Gene Ontology annotation, biological process: transmembrane transport; phosphate ion homeostasis. The transcript has 3 exons. NCBI's taxonomy places the organism in Eukaryota, Viridiplantae, Streptophyta, Magnoliopsida, Malvales, Malvaceae. Gene Ontology annotation, molecular function: glucose 6-phosphate:phosphate antiporter activity.